UAGUAGUGUUUUGUACAGUGUUAUAACGGUCCACUUGCAAAGCAUUUUUAAAUAUUAUUUUACUGUUAAAAAUAAAUUCGCAUUGGAUUACUGUAGCUUAAAUAAUAUCAUAAAUCUUCUAAAAUUUUACUUGAAACUUCUUUGUUUUAGAUAGCCCUAUAUACCACGUGACUCCAUCACCACCAGCACCACACUACGCUUGUCAGAUGAGUUGCAUUUGGAGAUGCUGAGCUGGCACGGAAAGGAGAUCGUAACCAGCACUUCAAUCAUAAGAAACUCGACUAAAACUAGUAGAAGAAAAUGAUAUCGUUAGUUAUUCUCAUUGUGCUGUUAUCAUCAAAAGGAUCUUUAUCAUCAGAUCCUUUCAAGUAUCGGCCUGAAAUAUUCUUCGACAAUGGAGUACUACCAGAGAAUAUGGAAGUAAAAGUAUACAUAUUUCGUGAAGAAAUAAAGAGGAUCUUCGUAUUAAUAGAAAAAGAGCAGAGACCCAUGUUUUUGACAGUCACUCCUUGUUCAUCUCCAAUCGAAUGGAGGCUAUUUCUAAGAAGUUUUCCUGGAGAAGUAGCUAGAUCAGAAACAGAUGUAUUAAAUAACCACGUACCCAUUAAUCAUCCAUCUAUUUACUAUGGCCAGCAAAGACAAACUUACACGACUCUUCAAGCACCUUCGGGACUCUAUAUGCUAGAAAUAACUGCGAAAAUACGAGAUACCAGCGUUUUAAUAUAUUUAUCAACAAGUAACAUGACAAGUUUAUAUCCAAAAUUACCUAAUAAUCCAAAUUUGGAUGUUUUAAAAGUCAGAAGAAAUCGCAUUCUUUUAUCAUGGCUUCCGAGUCCUUCCGAAACUGAAGGCAAAAAAAUCGAAUAUUGUAUUUCUGUAAAUCCAAGGAUGAAUUACCCAACACUUUGUUCAUUAAAUUCUGAUUUGACGGGCGAUUAUCCAGCUCCUUUGCCACCAUCCACGGGUUUUGGUUUUUGGUGGGAGAAAAAUGCCAAAAAACGAUUGAUGACCCGAACUAAAGAGAUUAAAAAGAAUGUCGAUUUAAAAAAUGACAUUACAUAUACUUGCUUAGGAAGAAAAACAUGGCAUAUGGUACAAAAUCUAGAAGAAGGCCGUACUUACUACUUCGAUGUCUUUGCUGUGGAUCCUUUGACUAAUUUUAGUUCUUCUUACAUCGGCAUCAGUGCCGCUACAAAAAGUCUUCAUUCCGGUAAAUUGAGAGAGAAUAUGUUAAUCAUGGUAUAUUUAAACGAAUCUAAUGGUUACAGUGCAACUUUCGAGUAUGCAACAAUCAAUACGUUACAAGCGAUAUGGUGUUUCGUGCAAUCAUGUUUCGGACCGGGUCCCAUUAACGUUACACUAUCGACCGAUACUCAAAAAAUAUUUUCUGUAAAUGUUAUGGAUAUGCACACGAUAGUAGUACACGAUCUUCCGAAUAGCACUUUACAUCUGACACUUUCUUCGAAAAUUAAACAACCGAGAAGGGUACGUUUGUGGCUCAGCAGAAAGUAUCAUAAGUAUCCAUUUCCGACGAUGCCCAACGAUAAACGAGUACAACUUUUCGAUACAUUAACUACGUGCGAAUCUGUAACGUUAGCUUGGAAGACAACUAAUGACGAGAAAGUUCGAUAUUGUAUCUACGUACAGUCCGAUAAGAGUAAACAUUUUAAAUAUUUUGCAAAACCCGAAGAUAUAUGCAACAAACCAAUAGAUGGUAUCGUAAGUAAAGGAAAACAGAAAGUUUUGUGUAGAAGAUAUCACCGGUUUAGUAGAUAUCGUUUCAAUAAUGUUAUCCUACAAGAAAUUAAAGGUUUAGAACCUGCAACUACCUACGUAUUCGAAGUACAGGUGACUAAAUUUCGAGGAAAAACUCUUACGUACGAACAAGUGUGGGCUACAACUAGAAAAAACUGCACUAAUAAUUAUAGGUGAUUGACCAUUGAAAAUCUUUUACAGAUACAUUUUUUUUUUCUUUUGUUUCUAAAAUCUCAGGGAUUACCGUAUAUCAUUUAUAAUGGUAAACUGUUUUUCUAUCCGUAAACGUUCGACAUCUAGUCAAUGAUACUUUGUGCCAUUAAAUGCGGUUUUAAAGUACAAUAGAAUAUAAACUCGUAAUUACCGUAAUGCGGAAUUUGAUCCGCAAAUAAUCGGCUGUCACCAAUAAAAAAAAACAAUUUUAUUUGUAUUUAUAAAUGAAAAAUGAAUUUUAACUCUUUUAUUCCUAAUCCCUGAUAUGUAUGUUAGUUGUUACGAUUUAUGUACAGAAUCCCACGCUUGUAUUCUUUCUUUAGAUAAUAUUGUAUUAGCCAUUUGUGCUCAAACCGACUUCUU
Messenger RNA from Centruroides sculpturatus (bark scorpion), 2331 nucleotides. Its product is annotated as protein NDNF-like. The transcript has 4 exons. Bases 301 to 1932 code for a protein of 543 amino acids. Gene Ontology annotation, molecular function: protein binding. The record is from RefSeq and is a predicted model, not a curated record. Lineage: Eukaryota; Metazoa; Arthropoda; Arachnida; Scorpiones; Buthidae.